Molecule: messenger RNA, 3577 nt
Organism: Dendrobium catenatum
Lineage: Eukaryota; Viridiplantae; Streptophyta; Magnoliopsida; Asparagales; Orchidaceae
Product: receptor protein-tyrosine kinase CEPR1
Exons: 2
Coding region: 390-3257 (955 amino acids)
Biological process (GO): protein phosphorylation
Molecular function (GO): protein kinase activity; receptor serine/threonine kinase binding; ATP binding
Source: RefSeq, a predicted model, not a curated record
CCACUGAAUCAUCCACUUGCAAAUCUAAUUCCCACCCACAAUAAUAAUAAUAAUAAUACAAACACUAAUAGGAGCUUGCGAUAUGGCAGCAGCGAUCAUUAAAACCACAAAGCCAUCUUUAACUUUUUUUUCUUUCUUUCCUUAGCUUUAUUUGUAGUAAAAAGAUAGCACUUAUAGAUGCAAUUUUAAUAAAAGCUCAUGCAACCUCCUUUUUAUCUUCACUUCUAUUCUUACACUGUAGGCAAUGAUUCUCCCACUUUCUUCUCCUUCACUCUCUUCUUCACACACACACAUAAACAACUCCAAACUCUCUCUCUCUCCUUUUUAUUCAUCUCAAAUGUGAAAACUAUCACCAACUGACUCCUCACUCAAGCUCUCUAUCAAACACUAUGCCUCUCACUCAAUUCCUCCUCCUCCUAUUCUUCCUCCCUCUCCUCUCUUUCUCCUUCCAAUCCCAAUCUAACUUCCUCUUCCAAUUGACACAAUCUCUCUCCGGCCAAGCUAUCUCCCAGUGGAAUUUCACUGCCGACAGCUACUGUGGGUUCUACGGUAUAUCUUGCGAUGAACAUCAAAAUAUUGUUGAGAUUGAUUUUUCUUCUUGGUCUUUGAUAGGCACCAUUCCCUCUACUAUAUGCACCUCCCUGCCACUAGUUAGAGCUCUUAGGUUGGGCUUCAACAACCUCCAUGGUGACCUCCCUGCUGACCUUCUUAAUUGCUCUCAUCUGGAGGAGCUCAACCUCACCCACUCUGGCAUCGGCGGAACCAUCCCAGACCUCUCCCCUCUUCACACUCUUCGUAUUCUUGACCUCUCAGAUAAUCUCUUUUGUGGUGAAUUUCCACUUUCCAUUACUAAUCUCACUAAUCUUGAGGUUGUUAACUUCAACCAGAACCCAGGCUUCAAUAUCUGGAAGCUGCCAGAGGCUAUAACUAAGUUGAAGAAGCUCAACACAAUGAUUCUUUCCACCACUUACAUGAGAGGAGAAGUCCCUGCAUGGAUUGGGAACAUGACAUGGCUCACUGACCUUGAGCUCAGUGGCAAUUUACUUGUUGGCCGGAUUCCAACAACCAUUGGAAGGAUGAAGAACCUCCAGUUUUUGGAACUUUACUAUAAUCUAUUGGAAGGAGAAAUACCAAAGGAGCUUGGAAACCUAUCAAGGCUCAUCGAUAUUGACUUAUCUUCAAAUAGGCUUAUUGGAAGGAUACCUGAGAGCCUCUGUUGGCUUCCAGAGAUCAAGGUCUUACAGCUCUAUAACAAUAGUCUUACAGGACCAAUUUCGCCAGUGCUUGGAAAUUCGACAUCACUGACCAUGAUAUCUCUCUACAAGAACUUCCUUUCAGGAGAGCUACCACCCACCUUGGGGAAGUUCUCAAAGCUGAUGGUGUUGGAUAUUUCAGAAAAUAACUUCUCUGGCAUGCUUCCAAGAGAGACAUGUGCUGCGGGCAUGUUAUUAUACUUCUUGGUGCUUGAAAAUCAUUUCUCUGGAGAAUUACCAGAUAAUUAUGUGAGAUGCCAAUCUUUGUUGCGGUUUAGAGUGAGCAACAACCAAUUGAAUGGUUAUGUGCCAGGAAAGCUCUUUGCUCUUACUCAUGUUUCCAUUCUUGAUCUUAGCUUCAAUAAAUUUGAAGGAAUUGUGGAUAAUUCUAUUGGAAAUGCAAAGAAUUUAACUUCAUUGUUCUUGCAGAACAAUCAAUUUUCUGGACAAAUCCCACUUGAAAUAUCUUGGGCUACUAAUUUAGUCAAGAUAGAUCUUAGCAACAAUCUCUUCUACGGUUCAAUACCACCUGAGAUUGGAUACUUGAGACAACUGAACCAGUUAUCCUUGCAGGGGAACAAGCUUAAUUCUUCCAUUCCUGGAUCAAUUUCAAACUUGAAGUCCCUCCAUGUGCUUAACCUCUCAAAUAAUUUCCUUACAGGGGAGAUACCCAACAGCCUUUGUAACCUGCUUCCAAUUUCUUUAGAUUUCUCAAACAAUCAUCUUUUUGGACCAAUUCCUCUUCCCCUCAUAAAUGAAGGGCUCAUUCAUGGUAUCUCAGGAAAUCCAAGUCUUUGCAUUCCAAUCCAUUUAAUCCACACAGAACCAAUUCUUCCCCUUUGUCCACAGCCAAAACUUCGAAGGCGGUUAAAGAACAUAUGGUUUAUUUCAUUCUCUACAAUUCUAUCCAUGUUCACAAUCCUACUACUCGUUAAGCACCGAUCAACUAGAAAGAACAAGAACAACAAGCAGGAUUGUCUCUUACUAUCCUCCUCUUUUUCCUACGACGUAAAGAGCUUCCACAAGCUCAACUUCGAUCAACAUGAAAUCCUUACAGCUUUGAUUGAUAAGAACAUUGUGGGACUUGGAGGAUCUGGAAUAGUUUACAAGAUUAAGCUGACUAAUGGAGAGUGGGUAGCAGUAAAGAAGAUCUUGACUAGGAAGACAAAGGAUCCUUCUUCCCCACAAAAGUUUCAUCUUGAGAGGGAAUUGAAGACAGAGAUAGAAACAUUAGGAAGCAUAAGACACAUUAACAUUGUAAAGCUCUAUUGUUGCCUCUCAAGUUUAAAUUUCAAGCUUCUCGUUUAUGAAUAUAUGCCAAAUGGAAAUCUAUGGGAUGCUCUUCACAAUCAUUGUAGCUUCUUGAACUGGCCUACAAAGCAUAGGAUUGCGCUCGGGAUUGCACAAGGGUUGGCUUAUCUUCACCAUGAUCUCUUGUUCCCAAUUGUUCACUGUGACAUUAAGAGCUCCAAUAUACUUCUUGAUGCAGAAUUUGAACCAAAGAUAGCUGAUUUUGGAAUAGCUAAAGUCCUACAAGCAGGAGCCAAGGAUAGCACAUCCAUAAAUAUAAUUGCUGGCACUUAUGGAUACUUGGCCCCAGAGUAUGCCUACUCAUCAAAAGCAACUACAAAGUGUGAUGUGUAUAGCUUUGGUGUUGUACUCUUGGAGUUGAUAACAAGGAAGAAGCCCAUUGAAGCUGAGUUUGGGGGCAACAAGGAUAUCAUUUCUUGGGUAUGGAGCAAGUUGGCCAAACAAGAAGGGGCAUUGGAAGUAUUGGAUAAAAGAUUAUCAUGGAGCCCCUUCAAGGAAGAGAUGAUAAAGAUGCUGCAUGUAGCACUCCGUUGCACCUGUAACUCACCAGCACUUCGUCCAUCAAUGAACAAGGUUGUACAACUCUUGAUUGAGCUACAUACAACCAACUUAGAUGACAACAGAUCAUCAUUCAAGGCCAAUAAUGUAGCUUCCCCAAUAAAGGCUAAUAACAACAAUUUUGGUCAUGGUUGAAGAUUAGAAUAAGAAUAUAUUAUCUAGUCUAUUAAAAGAAGACACUUUACUUAACACACUGUUAUAUUUCACAUAAAAUAAGUUGGACAUGUAUAAUUAAAACCGUUCAUUAUCCCUCUAGCCUUAUCAUUUUAUUUUUUUCCCCUUUUUGUCUUUCUUGUUUGCACCUUUAUCUUAAAAGAAUUUUGAAGAAUCAUUAUGUCAUACUACUUUGUAAUUACACAACAUCGGGUGCCUUCAUUGAACCCGCAUAUGCUUAUAAAUGUACUCACACUUUUGGCAUGCUCCAACUUACUAUUAUAUUUCACACUUUAAACUAA